AUGACUGAUAUCUUUGGAUACGUUUACGCUACUGCUAUUGCUGUCGGAGGCAUAAUUGGCUAUUUAAAAGCAGGAAGUACUCCUUCCCUGGUAGCGGGCUUGUCUUUUGGUGGUGCUGCUGGAUAUGCUGCCUACAGAGUUAGCCUUAAUCCCAAGAAUUCUGGAUUGGCUUUGAUUGUGUCUUCGGCACUUCUUGUGGUAAUGGGAGUUCGAUUUGCUAAAAGUGGUAAAUUCAUGCCCGCAGGAUUAAUUGCCACACUCAG
Messenger RNA from Ambispora gerdemannii, 263 nucleotides. The record is from the annotation of a GenBank genome assembly. Lineage: Eukaryota; Fungi; Glomeromycota; Glomeromycetes; Archaeosporales; Ambisporaceae.